This is a messenger RNA of Aegilops tauschii subsp. strangulata, 4565 nucleotides long. Lineage: Eukaryota; Viridiplantae; Streptophyta; Magnoliopsida; Poales; Poaceae. The record is from RefSeq and is a predicted model, not a curated record.
UAUAGCACAGUACUGUCUAGCUCAUUUAGUGCUUCAGACGUGAAUGUCCCUUCUUUAUCCUUUUCUAAUUGGUUUUUUCCUCAUUAUGAUAUAUAUCAUCUAUUUACAUGUGGAAAAGUUAUGCGUUGGCUUAAAAAUUCGCUUCAAUUUUGGUUAAUUUGGUUAUUACCGAAAUCAAACUGAAGUUAAAUGGUUAUUACCGAAAACCGAAAUGUAUCUAUAAUUCUAUACAUAAAAUCAUAUAAGCCGAAGUAUAAAACCUCUAUGAACCAUAAACCGAACCGGAUCAAACCGAAUGCACACCCUGACAUGCUAGUAUUGCUAAAAAUUUGAGAAAGUAGGGAUGCUAAUGUUGCAUCACAUAAUUAUUCAAAGUUUACUUGUUAGUUGUUGAUGUCGAUCGUGUGGACCGACAUGUUGCCCUCGGUUCAUUGUAAGUUUGUAACCCCCUCCGAGGUCUCCAGUUUUCUGUAGGAAUAAAAAAAACAAGCAAAAAUCAAAGAAAGGCAAAAGGAAAAAAAAAUGUUGCAUGAAGUGGGCUACUGGCAUAUUUGGGCCUUUCACUGGGCAUCAGGUCCCAGACCCAAGCUGACCCCGUCUCUGCCCACUCCUCCUCAGCGGCGACAAGGUGACACAACCAAUCAAGGCCGGCCGCCGCCAUGGCUUCGCCGGAGACCAGUAGCCGGCGGCGGCAGCUAGGACCUCCACCUCCUUCCGCUGUCUCUCGCCGCAGGCGGUUCGACUCCGUAAGUGGCACGCAUCUCCCUCCAAGCCCCUUUCUCCCCUUCUCGGCCGGUCCUGUCCUGUCAUCCCGUGGACACAAAUGCGUUGCUGGAUGCGUUCGCGCGUAGGCGAGGAGGCUGUCGUAGAUUACUCCCCCUGCAACAUUUGGGAAGAAACAUUUGUGAAAGGCGAGGUGGCUGUUGUAGAUUAACCCUACUGUUCUGAACUUCUGGUUGUGAUGUUUCACCCAGUCAAAUCUCACAAGUACGCCUCUCUGCUCAAAACGCUAGAUACUCGAGUCGAGCCGCAAGCAACAACGCAAACAUCUCGAUCAAAUUAUGGCCGCUUCACCUCACCUUCUUAUCUCACACUGUUUUUUAGGAGUACUAGUUACUACUGCAAAUGCAAGUACCUCUGAAGACUACAAGAUUUGUGUGUCAUUUGCAGGUGGCUUUGUGCUCUGCGGAACAGCAAGAGCCAAGAGGUAAACCAGAAAAGUGGGAAAGGGAUAAGGAAACCAUCUCAGCGAGAAAAGCCAAUGCCUUAUUCGGUAACCUUUGAUCAGCUCGCCGCUGCCGGUGCCCGAUACCUUGCCUACUAAUUCCUUUCCUUGUUGUUCACCAAAGGGCCUGCUUUGGGAGGACAGCAAGCAUAUGUAUACAUGCCUUGCUUCACCCCAGAAAAACAGAAUGCGUGUGCCCUGAGAUGCCUUGCCUCCUUCUUGAUCAUUGCUAGUUUGUUUGCACCAACAUAGGUCCAGCAGGGCAAAGUAUCAUCUCACUGAUGCCAAUACCACGUAAUGGAUGACCCCAUUCAUAGUUUCUGCUUGCAACGGCCUGCAUCACCGGGUCUAUAAAUACCUCCCUAUCCUCUUCACCCAAACAUCGACAACACCUGCGCCUGCAAUCAUCUGGCUGGUCUUGUGUUUCACCAAUCUCUGCCUCCCUGCUCUCUCGCUCGCAACUGCAAUCAUCUGCUAUUGUUCUGCUAAUCUCCUUCUCGCCCUUGAUUUCAGCAUGGAGGUGGCCGCAGGCGCGGCACGAUGGGUGGUGGGCAAGGCGCUGGGCCCUGUCGCCGAUGGCUUGCUGGAGGCAUGGGCUGCGAGCAAGGAGCUAGGCCCUAACGUUGACGCGCUAAAGAUGGAGCUGCUCUACGUGCAGGGGAUGCUCAACAACACCCGCGGCCAAGACAUCGACAACCCUGCACUCAACGUGCUACUGCAGAAGCUGCGGGACCUCGCGUACAAUGCCGAGGAUGUGUUGGACGAGCUCGACUACUUCCGCAUCCAGGACCAGCUGGAGGGUACUUACGAGGCUGCCGACGAGCACGCCAAGGGAUGCAUGUGCAACCUCUACCUCAACGCUCAUCACACCGCUAGAGCUGCUGGCAAACUGCUCUGCUUCUGUCCAAGCGAGCAAAGAGAAGAAGAUACAAGACAACAAGUACUCUGCUGCGCUUGGCCAUGCGCCAAGCAUCGGAGUGCACGACGAAACAUCUCGUCAGCGCGAGCGCGACACAACCACCAGGCCAACGAAGUGGUCAGCGGAUGCAUGCGUAAGCUUGCUUCCGUUGCUUGCAACAGCAUUCGUCAUGUCGGUAAACUACUCCAUUGCUCAUCCCUCCCAAACCAUGAUGAUGAUAGUUCUUUCAUGCCAAUCAAUUGUGGUGCCUGCAAGCACAAGGUAUCCCAGAAAAAGCAUGUGAAAGAAACUCCAAAACUAGAGUUCGAUAGGGUGGAUCUGUCUACAAGAAUGAGGCUUAUAGCAGAGCAACUGCAGCCCGUGUGUGCAAAGGUUGCAACCAUUCUUAAUCUAGAGUUGUUGGGUUCUAGCCCUACUACUUCCUCAAGAAUUGCCAAGAGUCCUCCCACCACUACCUCCGACAUUAUAGAAUCAACAUUGUACGGGAGGGACGCUGUAAAGAAGAGAAUCAUAGAUAGUAUCACUCAUGACAAAUAUAGUGCAAAGGACCUAACCGUCUUGCCAAUUGUUGGUCCGGGUGGCAUGGGGAAGACAACUCUCGUACAACACAUAUAUCACAGCCAAGAAGUGCAAAAACAUUUUCAGGUCAAGGUAUGGACAUGUGUGUCUCAGAAUUUCACUGUUAGUAAGCUACUUGAAGAGAUUGAAAAUGCUAUACCUAGUGUGAAAGAUGAAAAAAAGGGUAGAACAGGAGACUUGAUUGAACAAAGAUUAUUUUCUAAAAGGUUUUUGUUUGUAUUAGAUGAUAUUUGGAAGUGUGAUCCUGAGGACUGGAAAAGGCUUUUAGUACCACUCACAAAAGGACAAGCAAAGGGUAACAUAAUUCUAGUUACAACUCGGUUUCCAGCCAUAGCAGAAAUGGUUAAAACAACAGAUAGUUCUGUAGAUCUUGAGGGCAUACAACACGGAGAGUUUAGGAAAAAAUUUCGAGCAUGCAUAUUUGGCGAUGAGAAAUCACAAAAAGAUCAUGAUGGAUUACUUGAGAUUGGAGAUAAGAUAGCAGAAAAGCUAAAGGGGUCCCCUCUUGGAGCAAAAACUGUAGGUAGAUUAUUGAGGAACCACCUUGAUGCACAUCAUUGGACAAGAGUCCUAGAAAGUAGAGAAUGGGAAAUGCAGACCGGUGAGCGUGACAUUAUGCCUGCACUUAAACUUAGCUAUGAUUAUCUGCCUUAUCAUCUGCAGCAAUGUUUUUCUUGUUGUGCUUUGUUUCCUGAAGAUUACAAGUUUAGCAAUGAAGAACUUAUCCAUUUCUGGAUAGGACUAGAUAUUUUACAUCCUGAUGGUCGAAAUAAAACAGUGGAAGAUGUGGGUUUGGACAAUUUAAAUGAUUUGGUGAACAGUGGUUUUUUCAAAAAAGAUGAAACUGACGGGCAUCCAUAUUAUAUCAUCCAUGACCUGUUGCAUGAUUUAGCUUUGAAGGUUGCAUCUCAUGAAUAUCUUAGUUUGCAUAACUCUAAUAUGAGAUCAGUAGAAAUUCAGCCAUCUAUACGUCACCUGUCAAUCAUAAUAGACGGGCCCUAUGAUAUUAAUGGAAUAACUGAUGAAAACUUUAAGAGAAGGUCAACCUCUUUAUAUGUUACAAUGGAUGAUACAAAUGCAGAAGAUGAGCAGCAGCAAAUAGCAGACAUGGAGGAGGCAAACACGGUGGAUGAUGAUGGGCUGUUGCUCCUCCCUGCACAUCUCUCCAACUCUCUGCAGGCAUUGGACAUCGACAAUCGUGGUCUGGUAGUUCAUUCCCUCAAUGCCCUCCAAGCCCUAACUACCCUUGUGUUAGAAGGUUGCUCUUUUGGCCACCCUUUCCCGUCCUCCUUGGUAGACCUGAAACUUUGGUUCAUGAAGGGUAUGCAGACGAUGGAGGCCUUUUCAAACCUCACCUCUCUCACCCGAUUAGAAAUAUAUCGUUGCGGAGAGGAUUUAAGAUACGAGGGCCUGUUGCCUCUCCUUACUCGGGGCCACCUCAACAAGUUAGAUGUCCGAAAAAGCCUCAAUUUCUUUGGUGGAUGGGAUCCCAUGCAGGGGAUGCAGGACGAGCAAGAUAAGAGGACAGAAUCCAAACUGAAGUAUCUCGAGACAGAUGACAUGGAGGGCUUCCUCGGUGCGCCCACCCUCUGUAGCCUCCUUUCUUCCUCCCUCACUGACUUGUGCUUUAAUGGGAGCGAUGAGACCGGACGCUUAACAAAGGAGCAGGAGGAGGCCUUUCAACGCCUCACCUCGCUCCAGCGACUCGAGUUUUGGUAUUGCAACAAGCUGGAACACCUCCCUGCAGGGCUAAACAAGCGGACCAACCUCAAGAGAUUACAGAUCUGGAAGUGUCCAGCCCUCCGGUCGCUGCCCAAGGGUGGCCUCCCGAGUUCACUGUGA